GCGGCUCCGUCUCAAACUCUCUCCUCUCUCUCUCUCCCCCCGGCGGCUACUUGCUUCACGGGUCCGUUCUCUCUCGUCUUCCUUUUUCGUUGCUGUGUCUCCCGGUAAUUUUGCCGGAGAUCGUCUUUGUCCGAGGGGUGACAUCUAUUUGUCGUCGGCGUUUUCCUCUCAGAGGACACUGGUCAUAAUCUUGGGAAAAAAGGAUGAGUGGUUUCAGAGCUUUCAAAGCUCAGGUGCCCAUUGAGUGGAGCAAGAACUUAUACAUAACCCUAGUGAGGGGUAUUCCCGGGACCAGGAGGCUUCACAGGCGAACCCUCGAGGCCAUUGGCCUCAGCAAGUGCAACCGUACCGUCAUGCAUUCUAACACUCCAUCCAUAAGGGGAAUGGUUCAACAGGUUAAGAGGUUGGUCGUCGUUGAGACAGAAGAGAUGUAUAAAGCUCGGAAAGAGGCAUCGGCUAAUCACAAAGCACUUCGCCCGCCUCUUGUUUUCAAUCAUCUCUCAGGUUCUUCUACAGACUCGGGAAAUAAGUCUUGAACGAUUCAUCAGCUGGCAAGGUCUCUCAUCCUCGUUUACUCAAAGAUGUGGGCGUCAAACUUUGCGUUAAAAACCGUGUUUGAUCUUGGGGAAGUUAUGAUUAUCUUCAAGAAACUUAGUCUGGUUUCACUACACCAGGUUCCUCUUUAAUGUUCCUGCUGUAUACACCGAAUUGGAAGUCUUUUACAAUGCUGCUUUGAAGCUUUUGAAACAAAAAAAAUCUUUUUUUUCCUU
Molecule: messenger RNA, 770 nt
Organism: Tarenaya hassleriana
Lineage: Eukaryota; Viridiplantae; Streptophyta; Magnoliopsida; Brassicales; Cleomaceae
Product: 50S ribosomal protein L30
Exons: 3
Coding region: 204-536 (110 amino acids)
Biological process (GO): translation
Cellular component (GO): mitochondrion; large ribosomal subunit
Molecular function (GO): structural constituent of ribosome
Source: RefSeq, a predicted model, not a curated record